Molecule: messenger RNA, 781 nt
Organism: Fusarium redolens
Lineage: Eukaryota; Fungi; Ascomycota; Sordariomycetes; Hypocreales; Nectriaceae
Exons: 1
Coding region: 250-723 (157 amino acids)
Source: RefSeq, a predicted model, not a curated record
CUUCGAUUAGAACUAGCGAUCUCCCCUGGAGUGAUCCCCACCGGUAUAAGCGUAGUAUCUGCUUCUGGCUAAUUCAUGCUCAUCCCCACCGACAUAGGAAUUUCCCAAUGCUUAUCCAAACAUUAUCUCCGCCUUAGCCUCCAAUAGAUCAAAAUGACCUUAAGGUGUCCAACUAGCUAAGAACCCUUGUCAACUACCUGCCCUUCUGCCAAAGCCUCAAACCAACUCAAACAUACACCGCAGCACAACAUGGGCGACUACACAGCAGAAAUUGAACAGAUUUAUGCUGGCCUAACCGACCAGCCUCCUCAUACCGAGGAGCAGAAAGUGAUGGCCAAGAAGAUCAUCGAACUUCAUUUAGCGACCUUCAAAUACUAUGACUACAAGAGAACAUUCGAGCUCGUUGAUGAGAACUACAAACAGCAUAGCCAGAUGGUCUCAGACGGCCGCGACUCUAUCAUUGAGGCAUCCAAGGUUCUGAAGUCAAUCGCCGCAAAACACCGGACGGGUCCGGGAGAACCGCACUUCAACAUGAUGUUCAAAAGGAUACUGGUUGAUGGAGACUACAUUGUGGCCCAGAUCUUUUCUGAGCGUUGGCCUGGAGACGCGGGCGAGCAUGUCUUUGACCUUUAUCGAUGGAAGAACGGCAGGGUUGUAGAGCAUUGGGAUGUUAUUCAGCAGGUUGAUGCGGCAAAUAUUAAACAUGGUAACUCUGCUGCUUAGCUCUAGUGUAUCAGAUACUAGGAGUGUGUCAAAGCCGGAGGGUUUAUGGAUGUAUAUA